CCCAACUUUUCAGCAUUCUAAUUUUGUUUCUUGUUUAAACUAUAUUGCUCAACCACAUUGGUUCUGGCAAAUGGCAAUGCUUUUUACUCUAUGGCUGCUUCUGCUUCUGCUACCAAUUUAUGUGCUUGCUCAAACUAAUGGUAGCGUAGCAGUCGGUGCUUCUCUCUCUGCAGCAGGUAACUCCUCAUGGAUUUCUCCAUCUGGUGACUUUGCUUUUGGAUUUCGGCAACUUGAAAACAAUGGACUUUUCUUGCUUUCUAUAUGGUUUGCCAAGAUACCAGACAAAACUAUAGUUUGGUACGCAAAUGGGGAUACGCCUGCACCUAAGGGAUCGACAGUGAACUUGACUGCCAACAGUGGAUUAGUCCUUACAAGUCCUCAAGGUGAGAAGCUAUGGACAUCCAAUGACACUAACAUUAUUGCUGGUGUCGUUGCUCAUGGGGUCAUGAAUGAUGCCGGUAACUUUGUUCUGGAAAAUGCGGAGUCAGCAAAGUUAUGGGAGACGUUCAAGAAUCCUAGUGAUACAAUGUUGCCCGGGCAAAUAAUGGAAAGAGGAGGGAAACUGUCUUCUCGAAAUUCAGAGACUGACUAUUCCGGAGGGCGCUUCCAGCUAGAUUUUCAACCAGAUGGGAAUCUUGUGUUCACUGCUAAGAAACCUUUUCAUUCAACUGCAACUACCACUGGGACUGUUCCAGGUAGUGAAGGGGAGGAACGUUCAGCAAGGGACUACUAUCUCCGUACAACUCUCAGCUUUGAUGGGGUUUUGGCUCAAUAUUUCCUCCCAAAGACUUCCAUUGGCAAUGAAAGCUGGGCUGCUCUUUGGUCAGAGCCGCCUAAUAUUUGCCAAAAAAUUAAGAUGAAUUCGGGUCCUGGUAUUUGUGGUUACAACAGUAUCUGCACUCUCAAAGAUAAGAGGCCAUCCUGUGAAUGCCUAACAGGAUACUCUUUACUUGAUCCAGCAGAUGCAUACGGGAACUGUUAUCCAGAUUCCAAACAAGGCUGUGAAGAUGAGCUUAGUUAUACAAAAGAUCUAUAUGAUGUCAAGGUGCGAGCAAAUACUGAUUGGCUUACCUCCAGUUAUGUGCAGUUAAAUGCUUCUACUGCUGACACAUGCAGUCAAUCUUGCUUGGAAGAUUGUUUGUGUGCUGUUGCUGUUUACGGCAAUGAAACCUGUUGGAAAAAGAAGUUUCCACUCUCAUAUGGGAGAGAAGACACCACCCUUAAUGCAAAGACCUUCAUCAAAUUCAGGAAUGAUACUUCAGCUCUACAAGUUCCGGAUGAUAAGAAGAAGAGCCAGACCACUAGGGUACGUUUGUUGUCAGUUCUUCUGAGCACCUCUGUCUUUGGUAAUUUUAUAUUAGCUGCUGCAGUUAUUUUUCUGGGAAUUUUUUUCACUUUCCGGAAGAAACAUGUAAGGUCGUUUGCGCAAAAUGAUUUGGACACAAAAUUGCGUUUCUUUAGUCAGAAGGAGCUUGAAGAAGCUACAAAUGGAUUCCAUGAAGAACUAGGAAAGGGUGCUUUUGGAGUUGUUUACAAAGGGAUAAUAAAAAUUGGUUCAGAUGUCCAAGUCGCAGUUAAGAAGCUCAACAGUGUGAUGCAAGACUCUGUGAUACAAGAAGGUGAGAAAGAAUUCAAGACAGAACUGAAAACUAUUGGACAGACACAUCACAAGAAUCUAGUUCACCUGGUUGGAUAUUGUGAUGAGGGACAAGAGCGAUUACUAGUGUAUGAAUUCUUGAGCAAUGGCACAUUAGCAAGCUUCCUGUUUGGUGAUGAGAAACCCAGUUGGAGGCAACGUAUGGAAAUUGCUUAUGGUGUUGCGAAAGGGCUUCUGUAUUUGCAUGAAGAGUGUACCACCCAAAUCAUCCACUGUGAUAUAAAGCCUCAGAACAUACUUCUGGAUGAUCAUUACAAUGCUCGGAUCUCUGAUUUUGGCUUGUCGAAACUUCUGAUGAUGAAUCAGAGCCAGACAUAUACUGCCAUUAGAGGAACUAAAGGUUAUGUUGCACCCGAGUGGUUUAGGAACAUGGCUAUCACUACCAAAGUUGAUGUCUAUAGCUUUGGUGUUGUGCUGCUGGAGAUCAUUUGCUGCAGGAAAAGUGUUGAUAUGGAUAAUACCAGCGAAGAGAAAGCAAUUUUAACCGACUGGGUUUAUAAUUGUUACCAAGACGGACUUUUAGAUGUGGUUCUAAAUCACCAAGUCAAUGCCUUGGAUGACAAGACAGAGCUGGAAAAGACUGUGAUGAUUGCUCUUUGGUGUAUCCAAGAAGACCCAUUUCUUCGACCCACGAUGAGAAAGGUUGUGCAGAUGCUUGAAGGAGUAGUGGAAGUACAUGUUCCACCAUGUCCAUCCCCAUAUUCAUCAAGAACAAGCUGAAACCUGUUUGCCUUGUGUAGCAGUCAAAGAUUCGCAGCCAACUCGAGCUAGCUUGUUGUGUUUGAUUAUCUUGUUUUUCCUUUUCAUGCUUGUGUAAUGUGUACUUUCAUAAGAGAUCAUUAUGAUUUCAUUAGGAAUAAUAAGGUCAUUAAGGUGUGUUUAGAA
Messenger RNA from Rosa chinensis, 2542 nucleotides. Its product is annotated as G-type lectin S-receptor-like serine/threonine-protein kinase LECRK3. NCBI's taxonomy places the organism in Eukaryota, Viridiplantae, Streptophyta, Magnoliopsida, Rosales, Rosaceae. Gene Ontology annotation, biological process: protein phosphorylation. The transcript has 2 exons. Gene Ontology annotation, molecular function: protein serine/threonine kinase activity; ATP binding. The record is from RefSeq and is a predicted model, not a curated record. Bases 71 to 2377 code for a protein of 768 amino acids.